UUACUAUCGAAAUAAACCAGUCGACAAGUUAAAUCCUUGAAACUUAAAAUGAAGAAAAUUAGUGUGGUUUUAUCGUUCGUAAUAUCUAUGCAAAUUGGCUUGUUGAAGACUACCUCAUUCAAAUCUAAAUCAGACGAAGAAAAAGAAGCCGAAGACUACAGUUUAUUAGACACUCACAGUUUGGAAUUUGUUAAAGUAAUCAAUGAGUUCAAGACCUACAGUCAGAAUCCAAUUACGUUUAACGACGACGAGCGUCUUAUGCUGACGUCUUCGACGACUUACAGUAAGUUCAAUGUCGAGGGCAAAGAAAAAGUGCUGAAAAAAUUCAACAAUAAAGUACAAGAGAUCAAAUGUACAAACGCCGUGAUCGCACAAACCAUCUUGCAACAUUCGAAGGCCAUCAUAAACGUGUCGUUCAACAGCGAGAGUGAACGCGUCACCAAGAUAAAACUAGUAUUUUACAAACUCAAAAUCUACUUGGCCAGAAUGUUGUCGGUACUGUUCAUUGCCAAAACCGUGUCGCCAAAUUGGUUGUGGCUGUUGUACUUUAGAGUUUACGGUGUCGUAGAUGCGGAAAACGAGAAGUUCACAGUACCGGAUGCCAAUUAUCUCGUCGGCAACAGUGAACUGAAUGCCGACAUUGCAAAAUGCAUACACAAGUGCGAAAACAUUUACCUGGACGAAUACUACGUUGAUGUCAACAGUUUGGUCGUGCCCAUCCGUUCGAUGGACGAUAUUGACGUUCUGAUGGAUAGAAUGUUCAAACCACACGACCACACGGCUUUCAAGUACGCCUAUAGACACCAGCAAGAUUUUACCAUUUCGAAUUUGUACUUGCAAGAACUUUGGGAUAACCACGCGUUGUUGUUCGAAGAAAUCCCCGGUGCGCUGAUCGACUGGGCUGCGACGGUAAGUGAUUUGGACGCGGCCAACAUUUUAAUGAGGAACCACGUUGCAAACCGGAUGUGGGUAAAGCAACCGUUCCGAGUCAAGAUCUAUCUGGAGCUUAUAGUGAACAUCGUGAUAGUCAGGUUGUACUUGUAUUCGUGGACACACUUGGCGGCCUAUCGGAAAGCCAGUGCGACCUGUUCAAAAGAACAUUCGGUAAAGAUUAAUCAAGAUUUUCAUUUGCUUUUCAAGUCAGCCGCCGAAGCGAUUCGCUACAAAGACGAAUUUAUGGACGAGCUCAUAGAAUUCCUUAACUUUUAUUAUCGAGAUGAAAUCGACACAAACCAAUUAACCACCAUGUCAAUGCGCAUUAAGAAGAAGGCCGAUUUGAUCUUGAACGAUUUUAAUAUAAAUCAAUGGUCGCUUACAGACGAUAAACCCGGCUUGAAACUUUUGGAAAACAAUUCGGCAGCAUUACAGAAAUAUUUAGAAAACAUUAAAAAAACAUUGCGUCACACCAAUAUCGAACUCAUUUUAUAUUUUCUUAACGGAGAACGAUAUAACGAAUAAAUGUUAGUCGAAUAGAUUUUAUUUGUUAAAAAGACGCUACAUGUCAGUUUUUUUUAGAUGAAAUGUAUUUAUAGAUAAAAAUAUUAAGAUUUGUUUGCUUACAAUUUGUUAAAAAAAUUAAAAUUUAUGAUAACCUUAUAAAAAAAAAAUUUACCCACAAAAACUCUUCAUUGCUACACUAAUAAAAGUACACUACAUUUUUAUUAUUAAAUUAGGAUUUCAUUUUGAAAAAAAAAAAAAUUUGGCAAUGACCAUUUAAG
Molecule: messenger RNA, 1718 nt
Organism: Adelges cooleyi (spruce gall adelgid)
Lineage: Eukaryota; Metazoa; Arthropoda; Insecta; Hemiptera; Adelgidae
Exons: 2
Coding region: 49-1458 (469 amino acids)
Source: RefSeq, a predicted model, not a curated record